UUCAUAUAUAAAAUUAAUGCACGAAAUUAUGAAUCCAUAUAUUAGGGGACAACAGUCGGAACCGACGGAUAAUGGAUGGAAAGGGAAGGAUAACCGUUGAGACGAGUUCUUCGAUAUUCAAGUUUUUGAAUGCUGUCGGACUUAACACAGCGUUUGUCUGCAGAGACAACAACUCCGACAACUCGUUUGUGGCCAAACACUGCCUUAUGGUUCCCAUUGAGCUCGUAGUCAGACGUAUAGCUACGGGCACUUUCCUGGCUUUAAAUCCGGAUAUCCCUGAAGGCCAUCGAUUUGAUUCACCGGUUGUGGAGAUCCACAUUAAAGACGACGCCAAUCACGACCCGUUGUGGUCUAUUGAGACACUCGUUAAGCAAAAAUUCAUAAUCAAUGGCCUAUUGGUUGAUGAGGUAGUGGUCGACAAGAUAUUGAAAUUAGCGAAAUUGGUUUAUGAGAUACUGGAAAGAGUUUGGCAUUCAAUCAACUAUCAAUUGGUUGACGUGAAGGUAGAGUUUGGUGUAAUUUGUGACGAGAACCACAAUAAGACUCUAGUGUUGGCCGACAUUAUCGACAACGAGACGUGGAGGUUAUGGCCGUUUGGCGACAAGAAACAGAUGGUCGAUAAGCAGAUCUACAGAGUGUACAAAGAGGGCGAAGUGGACGAUCAGAUUAUAGAUCACGUGAGAAAUGUGUUUCAAAACGUCUCAAAUUUGACGCAAAAGUUAUUUGGUUUACAAAAACAUAAAUUAGAAUUUCUCACAAAAGAGUCAAUUAUUGUAUUGACUGGAAGUGAGAGUUGUAUUCCUUUGGCCAACAAUUUUGUCAAACAAUUGGAGACUGAAUUCAGUAUAACUGACGCUAAAAUCAUAGGAAUCACAGAAUAUGAUAAUUCGUCAAAAGAUUUACAGAAACUAAUCGAUAGGAUUAGCCAAAGCUAUUGUCAGGCCGUUGUGACUAUUGGUGUGCAAAAACCUCUAAUAUCAACAAAAAUAGCGAUUCCAGUGAUUGAAUACUGCGAUAAUAAACACAUUAACGGCUUCGUUAACCAGCACUCGGAGGACAACACAACCGUAUUAACUGUGGCCAAAAUUUUGGCCCUCAAUAACCCGCUUAUUUGGGCCAAACUGAAAGCUCAAAUGUGUUGCAAAACUCUCUUA
Messenger RNA from Medioppia subpectinata, 1154 nucleotides. The record is from the annotation of a GenBank genome assembly. NCBI's taxonomy places the organism in Eukaryota, Metazoa, Arthropoda, Arachnida, Sarcoptiformes, Oppiidae.